AUGUUGAUAGGGAUUAUCAGACAGCUCGCCUGCUCAAAAUUGGCCCACGUGUUUUUGUGUAACGCAGUCGAAGUUGGAGUCGACACCCCAGAGGCAGAAGAAUAUGUGAUCAGACUUGAGCAGCUUGCCCACGAAAGCCAGAAGUAUCUCUCACUAAGCUGCGCAUUCGUGACAGACGUCUACUUGGGCAUCUACUGCCGCCUCCGAGGCAAGACGGAUGGGCACGCGCUCUCUUCCGGCCCUCCAUGCAACGAAGCGUUAAAAUCCUGUCCGAUGAGAGCAGGAGACUUCAGAAAUAUUGUUUCAAUUGCCCACAGGUCGGAAGGCGGCACCGACCCCCUUUAUAUGUGUUCUGGCCCAUGCCAGCGAAGGGUAGCCAUUCAGAAUGAACGUUCUAUCUGCCCAAUCUGUUUGGAACAAUUGUGUGCGGACUGCGUAAAGAUAGAGGAGGGUCAUGUUGAGUACUUCAUCUGCAUUCCCUCGCAAAUAGAAGAAAUUUCUGGCGGAGGCAUGCUGGUUGACGGCGAGAAAAUGGAGUUUAAGGCGUGGUUGAAUCAAUUAAAGAAGGAAUGGGUUCUCGGUGAUUGCAAGCCGGAACUGGACUCUACCGAUGGCGGCCAAAUUAGUCUCGCUGAGUAUGAAAUAGAAACACAGGCUCUACUUGCGCUUGAACAGAAUAGUCAGCCUGGUGAUACUGCAUACUCAACAUCGGUCAGAGACACAACACAUCCCACCACGAAGAAACGGAAUCCCACAAGCACACCUGCUUCCGCAAAGAAAAAGAACGCUGACCGACCUUCGUAUGACUACGCGUGGUAUCAUUCACCUCUCCAAGAGACUGCUGUGUACCGCAUGAGUGACUUUGCGGCGGCGCUGACCGCGUAUGCGGAUAUCAAGGCUGUGAACAGACGUGUUCAGUUUGAUCUUCGGAAUAUGAAGUCUAUGCUGUUAGGAGAUGGUUUGAUUGAGGACUCUGACUCUGAGGACGGAUAUGCUAGUUAA
Messenger RNA from Penicillium crustosum, 1002 nucleotides. RefSeq names its product NACHT and TPR domain protein. NCBI's taxonomy places the organism in Eukaryota, Fungi, Ascomycota, Eurotiomycetes, Eurotiales, Aspergillaceae. Bases 1 to 1002 code for a protein of 333 amino acids. The record is from RefSeq and is a predicted model, not a curated record. The transcript has 5 exons.